Colius striatus (speckled mousebird) is the source of this 2608-nucleotide messenger RNA. RefSeq names its product atonal bHLH transcription factor 8 (gene ATOH8). The coding region runs from base 298 to 954 and encodes 218 amino acids. The transcript is spliced from 3 exons. NCBI's taxonomy places the organism in Eukaryota, Metazoa, Chordata, Aves, Coliiformes, Coliidae. Gene Ontology annotation, molecular function: DNA-binding transcription factor activity; protein dimerization activity. The record is from RefSeq and is a predicted model, not a curated record.
AAGCCAGCCUUCCUGUUUCUUUAAAGCCGCUCAUCUGCGCAGCGGGCCGGCUGCCGGCGGCGGCGGGAGGCAGGCUGCGGGGAGCCGGCUGCGGGGAGCCGGCUGCGGGGAGCCGGCUGCGGGGAGCCGCGGGCGCACGGACAGACGCACCGACACACGGACGGACAGAGCCGUCCCGCCGGGGCUCCGCUGCCCGCCGUGAGCGAGCGGGCGCAGAUGGGCGGCAGCGGGACGGCAGCGGCAGCAGCAGCAGCAGCGGGCAAGGGAUCGGAGCGGCGGAGCAGCCGCUGCUGAGCCAUGCGGAGCUCGCCGCUGGCGGAGGGCGAGCCCUGGCCGCGGCUCUGCGCUGCCGAGCUCGGGGGGCUGCGGCGGCUGCGGCGCAAGCACGGCUGCAAAAGUUUCCGCCUGGAGCUGAAAGUGCUGAGCGGGAGGCGGACGGGGCUCCGCGCUGCCCCGCACGCCGCACACGUCCCCCCCUCUCCCGCCGCCGCCGCCGCGCCGCCGCCCGCCUGGGAGCCGCGAGCCGCCGCCUUCGCCGCCGCGCCGCCGCCUCCCGCCGCCCGCCCGCCGCCGCCGCCGCCGCCCGCCGCCUCCUCCCCGCGCCCGCGCCCGGGGCCGGGGCCGGGGCCGGGCGAGGCGGCCGGCGUCUCGCCGGAGAUCAAAGCCCUGCAGCAGACGCGGCGGCUGUUGGCCAACGCCCGCGAAAGGACCCGCGUCCACACCAUCAGCGCUGCCUUCGAGGCGCUGAGGAAGCAGGUUCCCUGCUAUUCUUAUGGUCAAAAGUUGUCCAAACUGGCCAUCUUGAGGAUAGCCUGUAACUAUAUCCUUUCCCUGGCCAGACUAGCAGACCUGGAUUACAGUGCUGACCACAGUAACAUGAGCUUCUCUGAAUGCGUGGAGCAGUGCACUAGGACCUUACAAGCAGAAGGAAGAUCUAAAAAAAGGAAGGAGUAAGAACCAGGAAGGGAGGAUUCAGAAGAGCUUCCAGACAGAGUUACAUCUGUUCUUGGCAAAGGUUGCACGAUCCAGAUGAGGACUGCAAGCAUCUUUUUUUGCAGAAACCCCUUUUUGAGAUGACAAUUGGGCAAGGAACUUUCUUAAUCUUUGGAACAGAAAAGAAGAAAGGAAAAGGGAAAAAAAAGGGACAGGGAUGCUUCUUAUUGUUGUUAAGCCAGCCACCUUUUAGUACGUGCAAUUUGUUUAGCACUUUUCCCUUUGCUUAACUGGGAAAUGUUACCCUCUCAGCUCAUGUGUACAGUAAUUUUUCAUUGUUGUUGUUGUUGCUGUCGUGCCAAAGAUUUGAUGGAGCUUCUACACUGUGUCUUAUUUUUGCCUUAAUGUUAAAUCUUUGAGCCAAAGAAAAGUCAGAGGUGCCAUUCAGAGGGUGGCGAGCCUGCUGUCGGUGACAAACCUGAAUUUCUGAAUCCUUCUGUGAGUCACCUCUUGAUUCCUCCUGCCUGCAGCCCUGGAGCCAGCAUUCAGUUUGGGCAAGAGCCAGGACAACACCAAAUCAUGCUUCGGCGUUCCAGUUUGUUUUGUCCCUUUUGGGCAAUUUCCUGACGUUCCCACCUGCGCGACACAUCCACAGGGUAGAAAUACUGACACCAAGUAAGAGUUGGAAGAGGACUUGUGGUUCAUUUGUUUAAAUAAAUAAAUAAGAUUAAGUUAGGGGAAGCUAAGUGCCAUGUAAAGCAAAGAAACAAAGGCAAAACAAAUGAAGGUUCAGCUAGGCAGAGUGAAACGGAGCAAAACGAUUCAGCGGGUUUGUGAAGUCGUUUUCUUUCCGUGGGGUUGUUCAAGUGGUCAGAAACUCACAUAAUGCAAAAGGCAUUUGAAUCCCAUACUGUACCUUUCACUUCAAAUUGAAGUAAAAAAAAAAAAGGAAAAAAAAAAGAAGAGAAAAAAGGAAAAAACCUUGAGAAACACUCUCUUGGAGUAAGCAGACUUUAUAGGUAAUGCAGUUCGUAUGCAAGACAUCUGUGAAUGAUGGGGGCACACAGCUCUGUGGUCAAGUAAAACACCAAUAGGGUUUGCAAACCAAGGAAAUGGAUGGAUUUUGUUUGCCACUGAAGGGAAAAGGUUCUUUGUGAGGCCAGGUUCACAUCCUGGCUAUGUCAGUGUGAAUGAGGUUCCCAAGUGUCUGGCUUACUCCAGUUUGGAUCCAGCCAGGCAUUGCUGGGCGCUGGGGAAGGCGAGGGGCUGGGUGAGCAAACAUCAGCGGGCAAGGGAAGGGAAAAGCCUCUGGUUUACUGCCUGAGUACAAGACUUGAGCUCCUCAGUGCCUGCCCCUGUAUUUCCCAAGCUGAGCAACUGGCAGAUGAACAUGGAACAGGGGAGCUGGAGUGCAAGACCUGAGCUCCCUAAGCAGGGUCUGGGUCUGGUGCUGGGCUACACAGUGACGAUCUGCUCACUGCCAAGUCUCCUGGCCCAGGCAAGCACGGGCAAGCUGCUGGUGAGGAUGCUUGAGAUGUCUUCUACCUGAUUGUGGGACACAUGAGGGACAGCUGUGUCCAAGGCCCCUCCCAGGGGCUCACUACACUGCUCAACCCUCUGCCCUCACCGCCGGUCAUUAUUAGUAGCCCAAUAAAAUACGUUUUUUAGAUUGUCA